Leptinotarsa decemlineata (Colorado potato beetle) is the source of this 1283-nucleotide messenger RNA. Its product is annotated as choline-phosphate cytidylyltransferase B. Gene Ontology annotation, biological process: CDP-choline pathway. Lineage: Eukaryota; Metazoa; Arthropoda; Insecta; Coleoptera; Chrysomelidae. The record is from RefSeq and is a predicted model, not a curated record. Gene Ontology annotation, molecular function: choline-phosphate cytidylyltransferase activity; phosphatidylcholine binding.
GAUACAGCAGAUGAAAUGAAAACGUCAUCUACUUGUACCGAGGCUCCUUUCAGUGAUGAUCUCCAAGCUAUCCGAAAUCGAGAGUUAUGCGACUACUCGCAAAAAAUCACUUACGAAAUGGCUCUGAGCGGGUCUUUUCCUCGGGCUGUCAGAGUAUAUGCGGACGGCAUAUACGACUUGUUCCACCAAGGUCAUGCCAGACAACUCCUGCAAGCGAAAAACGUAUUUCCUAACGUCUACCUCAUUGUGGGAGUUUGCAGUGAUGAGUUGACCCACAGCAAAAAAGGUCGAACUGUAAUGAAUGAAGAGGAGCGCUACGAAGCCUUAAGACAUUGCCGUUAUGUUGAUGAAAUAGUUCGAGAUGCUCCAUGGGAACUGAAUGAGGAAUACAUAGAAAAACACAAAAUUGACUUUAUAGCACACGAUGAUAUCCCUUAUGGAUCGGAUAGCAGUAACGACAUCUAUGCACCAUGGAAGGCGAAAGGAAUGUUCGUUGCUACUCAACGCACAGAGGGAGUGUCCACGUCAGACAUUGUGGCGCGCAUAGUCAGAGACUAUGAUAUUUACGUCAGAAGGAAUCUCGCGAGAGGAUACUCCGCCAAAGAUCUGAACAUCUCGUAUCUCAGCGAGAAGAAAAUCAGGUUGCAGAACAAAAUGCACGAGCUCAAGGACAGGGGCAAGAGAGUUAUGGAUACCAUCGGAGAGCGAAAAGACGACAUGAUCGCGAAGUGGGAAGAGAAGUCCAGAGAGUUUAUCGAGAAUUUUCUGCUGCUAUUCGGCAGAGAGAGGUUAUCGAAUAUUUGGAACGAGAGCAAAGGAAAAAUUCUCAACGCGCUUAGUCCCCCCUCGUCCCCCUUUCCGCCGUGCAGCCCGUCCUCCAGUCUUGGGGAUUUUGAUUUCUCGGAAGAUGGUCUUCCACCCAUUAAGUCGCCCAGAUACGAAACGCCGUCGCCUCCUUCUUCUUCUUCGAAGAACUACUACAGCAUGAAUGAUUAUAGCGAUGAAGACGAGGAUGAAGGUUUAGAAAAUGCGACAAAAAAAGAAGGAAAAGAUUGAGCAAGUCACUGUUGAUCCAACAAAAUCCUAGCGCUUUUUAGAGUGUACCGAAAUUUUGAAUUUGUUAUUUUAUAUGAGAGUAAAUUAUUUGAAUGGAUGAAUUGUUAUUUGACACAAUUUUGUUUAUUGUGUUCUACACGUGAUACAAUUAUUUAUUUAAUUUUUAUCAUACAUAUAUUUAUAUACUUAUAUAGCUUUUUGAAGUAUUAUAAAUUCUCACAUAGCUG